Molecule: messenger RNA, 1659 nt
Organism: Trichoderma asperellum CBS 433.97
Lineage: Eukaryota; Fungi; Ascomycota; Sordariomycetes; Hypocreales; Hypocreaceae
Biological process (GO): lactate catabolic process
Cellular component (GO): mitochondrion
Molecular function (GO): D-lactate dehydrogenase (cytochrome) activity; D-lactate dehydrogenase (NAD+) activity; FAD binding
Source: RefSeq, a predicted model, not a curated record
AUGAAGUCCCUAUUCAGCAGCAUAAGGUUUCUGCGCCAAUUACAGAAUAAAGCCCCGAGUAUUCGGGGCGUAUCAACCUUUUCGCAACGUCAAGGACACCGGAGAGGACCAGCAGCUUUUCUGUUAAUUGGACUGUUACUUGGGGGCGUUGCAACAACUUCAGGACCUAAAUUUACAUUGACAUCCAACUCAAAUAUCGACACACAACCAAGAUGGAGCGGAACCACUCGAGAACCCUUGCUACGAUCCAAGUAUGCUGAUGAGAAGACUACGCUAAAAGCUGUUGGCGAAAUCCAACGUGAAUUGGGCUCAGAAGCUGUGAGCAUUGAUCCAGACGACAUAGAAGUCCACAGCUACUCUGAGUGGUCAUCGAGCAACACAGACACAAAGCCAGUUGCCGUUGUGCGGCCCAAGUCUACAGAGAAAGUAUCGAUAAUUGCAAAGAUAUGCUCCAAGUAUAAAGUUCCAAUGACUCCAUAUGGAGCCGGAUCUAGCAUGGAAGGAAAUUUCAGCUCCCCCUUUUCAGGUAUAUGCAUCGACUUGUCGGAAAUGAAUAAGAUUGUUGAAUUUCAUCCCGACGAUAUGGACGUUGUGGUACAGGCUGGCGUCAACUGGAUGAAACUGAAUGCGGAAAUAAAAGACAGCGGCCUCUUCUUGCCUCCCGACCCGGGUCCAAUGGCUCACAUCGGCGGCAUGAUAGCUACCAAUUGCAGUGGAACCAACGCCAUGAGAUAUGGCGCGAUGAAAGACUAUGUCGUCAACCUCACGGUUGUUCUGGCCGAUGGGACAGUCAUCAAAACGCGGCAAAGACCAAGGAAGACUUCGGCCGGAUAUAAUCUCAAUUCUUUGUUCACUGGGUCGGAAGGCACUCUUGGCAUUGUCACUGAGGCCACCCUCAAAUUGGCGAUACAACCAAGGAGCUUUAGCGUAGCAACGGUAGCUUUCAAAUCGAUCCAUGCCGCUGCAGCCGCUGCAUCUUCGCUGGUUCGCGCGGGCCUCCCCCUUGCUGCGUUGGAACUGAUGGACGAAGUGGGAAUGGAAAUGAUAAAUAGGGGCGGAGGAACCGAAGGCAAGAUGUGGGAAGAACUUCCGACUUUGUUCAUAAAGUUCUCAGGUACCGAGAGUUCAGUCAAGGAGAGCAUUCAAGAGGCCCGAGCCAUAUGUCGGCGGCAUAAUCCCAGCAACUUUGAAGGCGUGAAUACCAAGAAAGAGAUGGAUUCUCUAUGGUCAGCUAGAAGAGAAGCUGCCUUGGUGGCAAAUGCAAUGAAACCAGAGGGCACCGUCAUGUUUGCCACAGACGUUGCUGUGCCUAUAUCCCGCAUGGCCGAUCUCAUCGAGGGAUCUAAAGACAAAGCAAAUCGCCAUGGUUUCGUGAAUUCCGUUAUAGGGCAUGUGGGAGAUGGAAACUUUCAUCAGGCAAUAUUUCAUAAUCCCAGCGUGGCUAGUGAUGUAGAGAAAAUAAAGGAUUGUGUCGAUUCGAUGGUAUAUAAGGCAAUUGAGAUGGAGGGAACUGUAACGGGUGAGCACGGUAUUGGCAUUGGGAAAAAGAACGGCCUUAUCAAAGAGCUGGGUUUGCCGACAGUUGGCGUCAUGAAGGCCGUGAAGGAUGCACUUGAUCCGCAUUGGCUAUUGAAUCCGGGAAAAGUAUUUGAUGAGUGA